Messenger RNA from Penicillium samsonianum, 753 nucleotides. RefSeq lists its product as uncharacterized. The record is from RefSeq and is a predicted model, not a curated record. The transcript is spliced from 2 exons. NCBI's taxonomy places the organism in Eukaryota, Fungi, Ascomycota, Eurotiomycetes, Eurotiales, Aspergillaceae. The coding region runs from base 1 to 753 and encodes 250 amino acids.
AUGAUGGCGUGGCCAACACGCAACAACAACUCAAUUAUCCCGGAGUCCGCGUUUCCGUGGACUAAUGCCGAGUCGGAGAAUUGGAGAACCGAGUAUCUCAAACAGCCCGAGACUCUUUUCAUGCCCCCGUCCCCUGAUUCCUCGACCACCUCGAGGCCGCCCACCGCUCGACCUCCUUCAUACAACUAUCAGCUGCAGCUUCCAUCCGCGCCGCUUCCCUACACACAGUUCCCCUCUACAGAAUUCCCCUCUACUCCGAUUGCCCUUGGCACAAUGCUGUCCCCCACUCCUUCCUCGUCGUACCUAGACCCAAGCACCUUCAGGCGGUCCAUCAACAACCACAGCCCAAGAUCCGUUCCAACCCAAGCAACAAACACCGUACUCUCCCCGGCAAGCCUCUACGACACCAGAUGUCCCAGUCCUUGGGAUGAUCUUCCCGUCUCGACACCCAUAAUAAAAGAGACACUUCCGUCGGAUGAGGCGAGCAAGGAGCCUAGCGAGACCAAAAGGCCGUGUCGGUCUCGUGGCCGUGCAGCCAAAAGAAAGGACAACGAUAAUUACGGAACCUUCAAAUGCGAAUGGAAGGGCUGCCAAUAUGACCGUCUGUUCUCGCGCAAAGGAGUCCUCAUGCGGCACAUCCAGACUCAGCAUGUCAAUCCACGGGCUUUCAAGUGCCCCUGGUGUGACCAUGCUUCGAGUCGACGGGAGAACUUGAAAGCGCAUAGACAAUCGAUUCACAAGGAAACGCUGUAA